Staurois parvus is the source of this 338-nucleotide messenger RNA. The record is from the annotation of a GenBank genome assembly. NCBI's taxonomy places the organism in Eukaryota, Metazoa, Chordata, Amphibia, Anura, Ranidae.
AGGAAUGUCACACACUGAAAGAUCAAGUUAUGUAAUGUGCAAUGCUUUUGUAUAUAACAUUCACAGAUAUACUCUUCACAGAACUUUUGGUAGGCACUGGUAUGGUGCAAUGGAUGAACUUUUUAUUUAUUUCAUUGUGUGCAAUAUAUUGGCGACAAUUCACUAAAGGUUAUCGCAUGCGGGGCGGACUGACCAUUUGGAAACUCGGGCACUGCCCGAGGGCCCGGGGUCAAUAUGGGGCCCCAUGAGAUGCCCCUGGUACCUUUUUCAUAGACUUUUUUGAGGUUGGGCAAGGACACAGGGGCCCCAUGAUCCCCUAUUACCCGGGAGCCCCAUGA